This is a messenger RNA of Pseudophryne corroboree (corroboree frog), 851 nucleotides long. Its product is annotated as large ribosomal subunit protein uL24m-like. NCBI's taxonomy places the organism in Eukaryota, Metazoa, Chordata, Amphibia, Anura, Myobatrachidae. The record is from RefSeq and is a predicted model, not a curated record. The transcript has 6 exons. Gene Ontology annotation, cellular component: mitochondrion; ribosome. The coding region runs from base 111 to 764 and encodes 217 amino acids. Gene Ontology annotation, biological process: translation. Gene Ontology annotation, molecular function: structural constituent of ribosome; RNA binding.
AACCUUUAUUCAUCGGCUUUGUUGCCAGUGGGACAGCUUAGCAGGUGGAGCCCGCACACACUGUAACCUGGAAGGACUGGAGACGUCUGUCAGCCGGGAGAUUUGCUGACAUGCGUCUCACAGCGUUUGUCGCCAUGGCCUCCCAGGUGAUCAAGUUGCCUCGUGAUUACCGGUUUGGCACAAGCCGGCCGUCUACAAUAGCAGCUAAGAAGAAAAACCCUCCAGGCAAAAGAAGGUCCAAAAUAUUUGUGGAGCCCAUCACAAAGGAUGAAUGGCAAUAUUUCCGUGGGGAUACAGUAGAAGUCCUCAGCGGCAAAGAUGCUGGGAAACAGGGGAAGGUGACGCAAGUUGUCCGGGAAAGAAACUGGGUUGUGGUGGAGAAUCUGAAUACGCAUUACCGCUACGUUGGUAAGUCGGCUGACUAUAUGGGGCAGUACGUGGCCAGCGAGGCUCCCCUCCUAAUAAACAACGUGGCAUUGGUUGAUCCUACAGACAGGAAGCCUACAGAAGUGGAGUGGCGAUACACAGAAGAGGGGGAGCGGGUGAGAGUGUCCGUGAGAACCGGCCGCAUCAUUAACAAACCUGUAUUCCAGAGACUUGAUGGGAUAGUCCCUGAGCAGUGGAAAGACUGUCCCAAAGACACCUCUGUAGAAGACGCCCUGGAGAUGACCUACGUCCCCUCGCUUAAACUCUUUCAAGAGGAAAUCAUGGAAAAAAUGGGCAUUGUAGAGGACAGGCGCCACAGGAAAUCCUUCUGGUACUAAUGGAACGGGGCUAAUGCUGUUGGUGGAUAUUAUAGAGGAGAAAGGAUCUCUCGGCUGCUGUUUAUUGUGGAUUAUUGGGGAUCUACC